Pisolithus orientalis is the source of this 720-nucleotide messenger RNA. RefSeq lists its product as uncharacterized. Lineage: Eukaryota; Fungi; Basidiomycota; Agaricomycetes; Boletales; Pisolithaceae. The transcript is spliced from 4 exons. The record is from RefSeq and is a predicted model, not a curated record. Bases 1 to 720 code for a protein of 239 amino acids.
AUGCUGGCACAAUGCUUUUCAUACUCCUCACUGACACAAUGUCUGAACAAGCUCAAUCUUCACAGGCCACCACCACCAUUCCCCCCAUCACCCCUACCAUGCAAAAUUGUCACAUAUGCUGCUGACAUUGUUUUGGAGGAGCUUUCUGGGCUAGAAUCCAAUAGAAACAGGCAGUACUGGCAAAAGGCAAUGAAUGUGAUCUGGGAACAACUGGGCCAUGUUCACCCAUUGGUGGAAGAACUCCCCUCCAAAUCUACCAUUCCCACCCAUCUCAUUGCUGCAGCAAAGUGGAUGAAAGAUCUGGCCAUGCUCACAGAAUUGAAACAAUGGCCAGACUUUGACCAAAUUAGGGAUGCAGGGGACACCAAUGUUGUCAAUCACCCAUGGUAUCAGGUGGGGCAGCCAAUGGACAAGGGAAAGGGUCAAGAGGUCCCAUCAGAGCCCAUUCAGCUAAAACAAGAAGCUGCCUUCCUCCCCCCACUGCUUGCCCAAAGAGUCAGUGGCCCAGGAAGCAUGCAAAGCCUGCCACUGAAAGUGAUGCUGAUGAAGGUGCAGCAUCUGUUUCUUGAGCUAUUUGUGGUUGCUCUGUGGCCCAUCUUGCCACUCCCACUGCCAACUACCCUGUUGUUGCCAAAGAAGACUGAUGUGCUAGAUGCAAAGAGAAGAACUUCCCAUGUGUGGUGGAACUGGGGUCAGCAUGCUGGCAAUGCAGCUGUAUGA